AUGGUAUCUGAAAUCUUCAAGCCAUCGUGUCGGUCUCGUGGCAAUCCCGUUGAUUACUGUGUACACAAACACGAAUUCGAGAAAUUAUUUUGCUUUGAGGAUAAGGACGAAAAUGGGUGGUUAGGUAAGGUGAAGUUAAAACGAAAGGUUUGA
Sclerotinia sclerotiorum 1980 UF-70 is the source of this 153-nucleotide messenger RNA. RefSeq lists its product with no specific name. The transcript has a single exon. The record is from RefSeq and is a predicted model, not a curated record. Lineage: Eukaryota; Fungi; Ascomycota; Leotiomycetes; Helotiales; Sclerotiniaceae. The coding region runs from base 1 to 153 and encodes 50 amino acids.